Lodderomyces theae is the source of this 1032-nucleotide messenger RNA. RefSeq lists its product as uncharacterized. Bases 1 to 1032 code for a protein of 343 amino acids. The record is from RefSeq and is a predicted model, not a curated record. The transcript has 2 exons. Lineage: Eukaryota; Fungi; Ascomycota; Pichiomycetes; Serinales; Debaryomycetaceae.
AUGACAUAUGUGAAGAGGGCGGUGUUGCCUUUGGUUUCAUUUGCCGUGCUUGUGUUGGCUGACUCAGACAUGGACAUGGAUGAAGAAAGACCCGAGUUUCAUCCGAUCAAUGCCGGAUCAAAAGCAUUUCAUUGGAUAUUGACCCUAAUUGUGUUGUUAAUAAUACCCUCAAUCAGUACUUCCUUGGCGUUUGCCAAUAGACUACAUUGGUCGCUACUUUUGCAAUACGUCUCCACGGGAUAUUCCAUUUUCGAAUCACUAUUUUUGGAUUUUCCUGACAAUAAAGACAAUCACGAAAACAGAACUUCAAAGGGCACGAGUUGUCCUACAUUGAAGUCACAAGAGUUUUAUGAUUCAACUGUAAUGAUGUUGUGGGGGGUUGUCAACACUUUCACAGAACAUCGUUGGGGACAAGAACCAUGGAAUAUGGGCGAUUACCAACAUACAGCAAUGGGUAUAAUCUGGUGGGCUGGCGGAUUAUUAGGGAUGUAUUUGUCAAGGAAUAAUCGCAGGUCAUUUGUUCCAGCCUUGUUGUUGAUUUUUACUGGUUGGUCCAUGAGUCAGCACUCACAGCAUUCGGUGCUUUCCACCAAAGUGCACGCUUUGUUUGGCAUUGCAUUGAUGAGUGCUGGAGUAACGAGGAUUAUUGAAACUGCAUUCUUACUAAAAGACAAAGCUUGUAGUGAGCUGGGAAAGAUCCUCACGUUCCAAUACCUUCCCCCAUUUGGCUUAACUUUGUCGGGUAUUUUGUUUAUGAGUGCCACGGAAGAGCAGUUACAGUUGGUUCACGAUUUGGGAUCGGAUCAUUCUGCUUACAUAUUGAUAGUCUCUGGUGCUGCGUUUUUGAUUUUCCUCUGGAUUCAAUUGUGUCUUUGGUUGUAUUUGAGGCUUGUUGGAUAUGAUGAGGAUGGAGAGCUAAACAAGCUGUAUGCACCUGUUAGCAUUGAAGAGUUUGAGUUGGGGGACAUAACUGCAGAUGAAGAGGAGGAAAAUGAUACACCGCCUGAUGAAGAGGUUAGAGAGAGUAGGUAG